Molecule: messenger RNA, 2515 nt
Organism: Nilaparvata lugens (brown planthopper)
Lineage: Eukaryota; Metazoa; Arthropoda; Insecta; Hemiptera; Delphacidae
Product: fatty-acid amide hydrolase 2
Exons: 11
Coding region: 376-2103 (575 amino acids)
Source: RefSeq, a predicted model, not a curated record
AGAUUCAUGUUUUUCAAGGAAGUUGAGUUGAAAGUUUUCAAGUGUUUCUUCUUUAGUUCUUUCUUGAUUCAGAGAAUAGUAAUUAUUUUGAGUGAUAUGUGAGAUGUAAAGACAAUUGGAUCAUACGUGUUAAGUUUGAAACAAUAUCUACAAAAUGAGGUGAUAUCCACAGCCACAAUACUCGCUGAGCUGUUGACCUUGACCUUGAGGCAUCCCACACAAGACUGAGCGACACCUACAACAGCUAUCCAGCAGCUAUUCGGAUGUUCAACAGGCUGCCCAGUGGAGUGAGAAAUUUUUCACGAGACAAAUUGUUAAGCACAGUGAUGCAGAAGUUGAACGAUAGGCCACGCUACUCAUUUGCUGAGCUUGAGGAUGAGCACCUUUUUUGAAGCAGUUCUACUCCAAAAUGGCUACCAACCAACUUUGUUCGUGACACUGUCUAUCUUGAAUCCCCAGUCUUCGACAACGACAACAAGGUGUCAAAAGAGAAAGUCACUGGGAAGUAGAAGAAACAAAGCGAGUUCUCAACGACCUUGCAAUUUUUUCUUCAAAAUGAUGUCUUUCAUACGUUUCUUAUUCGAUCGCUUCAUUGAUUAUAUAUUCAGAUGCGUAUAUUGUGAUUUUGGAAUGGACCACAAACGCUUGCCACAAGUCAAGGAUACACUUCUUACAGAAAGUGCCUUAUCUUUGGCUAGUAAGAUAAGAAAUAGAAAGGUGACCUCUGAACACGUUGUGAAGUUAUUCAUUGAGAGAGCCAAAGAAGUCAAUCCGUUCAUCAACGGACUCGUACAAGAUAGAUUUGAGGAAGCAUUGGAAGAAGCUCGAAAUGUCGACAAACUCAUUUCGGAAUCCACUGAUUUGGCGGCUCUAGAAUUGUCGAAACCAUUCCUUGGUGUUCCAUUCACCUCCAAAGAAAGCACUGCUGCAAAGGGUUGUAAUUUCAGUUUUGGAUUGUUGUCAAGAAAAGGCUGUAAGGCGAGAGAGGAUGCUGACAUUGUAAAGAAAACUAAAGACUCUGGAGCUAUCCUGAUCGGCGUUACCAAUGUCCCCGAAUUGAAUCUCUGGUCUGAGACAAGGAACAAUGUCUACGGUCAAACCAAUAAUCCCUUUAAUUUCACCAGAACAGUGGGUGGAUCUUCUGGUGGAGAGUCAAGCUUGAUAACAUGCUGUGGAACUGCUUUUGGACUUGGAACUGACAUCGGUGGUUCCUCAAGGAUGCCAGCCUUUUAUUGUGGCAUUUUCGGACAUAAACCAACCUCAGGUUUAACAUCGUCUCGAGGAAUGACUUUCAGGAAAGGGACUGAGAAAAACUCGAUGGUAUCGGCGGGUACUAUGACAAAGUAUGCCGAAGACAUUACACCCUUGCUCAAAGUUCUGAUUGGUCCUGAAAAUAUACCGAAAUUGAAAUUGGAUUCCGAGGUUGACAUUUCGAAAGUGAAUGUAGUGUACGUUGAAGAGCCGGGCGACAUGCGGGUGAGUCCUGUCUCGGACACACUGAAGUGUGCGGUGCGUAGGUCUGUCAACCAUCUGGCCACCUUGACUGAGACUGAACCUAGACACAUUUCAAUUGCAGGAUUUAGACACAGCUAUUCGUUGUGGCGUCACGCUAUGACCAAAGAAGAAGGCAAUUUCCCCUUUGAUCUUGGAAAUCGAGAGAGAACAAUUUCGCUGUGGAGUGAGUUACCAUUCCUGCUGACUGGUAGUACACAGUUCACACUUCCAUCGUUGAUGCGCUUGUGGGAUAUGAAAAUGCCCAAAACUGACAAAAAGUGGGCUGAAAGAGAAACCUCAAAACUUCUAAAACAGCUUCUGGAAGAAUUGGACAGCAACGGCGUUCUCAUCUUUCCAAGUUGUCCUGAUACAGCACCUUACCAUUACGCUACAUUCUUCCGUCCGUACAACUUCUCUUAUUGGGCUAUUUUCAACGUUCUGAAUCUGCCCGUCACUCAGGUUCCUUUGGGAGUUGAUAAAACUGGAUUACCAAUCGGAGUUCAGGUUGUGGGAGCGCCCUACCAAGACCAUUUGUGCAUUGCUGUAGCCCAAGAGUUGGAAAGAGCAUUUGGAGGUUGGGUCUCACCAUCUUCUGUAUGCCAAUAUUAGUAAUUCAAACUUAUUCAUUCCAAUUGGGCUGUGAACUUUUAUUAUUUUUAUAGAAAAACUUCAUCAGUAUUAAUUUGGAAAAUAUGACUAAGUAUUUGAAACCAAAUAGAUCGGCCUUAGUUACUUAUCAAGUAAGAUAAAUUAAUAAUAGCAAAGAUGCUUGGGAUACAUACUCAGUAAAGAGUAUUAUCACUGGUUAUUAUAUUGUUGAUAAAGGGUAGUAAAGUUCUCAUGUAAAUGUAAUCAAAAGGUUUUUUCUAUUAUAUCUAAACAUGAUAUUCAAGAGGCUAUUGGGUUAAUACGCCGAAUGCACAAAAGGAAUGUAACAUUUAAGUAUAGAACAUUGUACGAACUUGUGGCCAGUACUUUGUGUUGUGAAUUGUUUUAUUAAUAAAACAUUUUUGUUCUAUUC